UACUGCGUUAUUGUCUCUCGUCCAGAAGCGGCUUGACGAUUGGCACCCUCCUUGCGCAUGCGCAGUUGAUCUAGUUAGCUUUGGCUGUCAGGGCGGCAGCAGUUAGCUCAGUUCAGCUUGUAGGUAAACAUGGCGGUGGAGAAGCGCCUGGCGUUCUCUAUCGUGCAGUUCCUACGAGAUCAGACGCACGGCGGCACUUUGAAUUCUGACGAGCAGGAAAGCCUGGAAGUUGCCAUCCAAUGUUUGGAGACCACCUUUAAGAUCAGCGCCAGCGACUGUCACCUGGCGGCACCGCAGCCCCUCAUGGAGGUCUUCCUCAAUUCACUGCUCAAGAACGACGUCCUGAGCAUGCCAACAACAUCGCCAUCUCCAGAAGAGGCCGAACGAGCUGAGCAGCUUAAGAAUGAAGGGAACAACCACAUGAAGGAGGAAAACUACCGGUGUGCAGUGGAAUGUUAUAGCAGGGCCAUCGAGCUGGACCUGAGGAACGCCGUCUACUACUGCAACAGGGCGGCCGCUGAGAGUAAACUGGGGAACUACACGGAGGCGACCGGCGACUGUGAGAGAGCCAUCGCCAUCGACCCCAGCUACAGCAAAGCGUACGGCAGGAUGGGCCUGGCGUUGACGGCCAUGAACAAAUAUCCCGAGGCCAUUUCCUACUUCAAGAAAGCGCUGGUGCUGGACCCCGACAACGACACGUACAAGUCCAACCUGAAGGUGGCAGAGCAGAAGCUGAAGGAAGUGAGCAGUCCAAUUGCAGCUGGACUAGGAUUUGACAUGGCCAGUUUAAUCAACAACCCCGCCUUCAUCAGCAUGGCAGCCAGUGUGAUGCAGAACCAACAAGUCCAGCAGCUCAUGUCAGGAAUGAUGUCCAACGCCGUGGGCGGGCCGGCGGCCGGAGUAGGUGGACUGUCAGACAUUUCCAGUUUAAUUGAAGCAGGGCAGCAGUUUGCCCAGCAGAUCCAGCAGCAGAACCCAGAGCUGAUCGAGCAGCUACGGAACCACAUUAGGAGCCGCUCCUUCAGCGGCAGCGCUGAGGAGCACUCGUGAUCUGCUCAGAUGGGAGAGUCCCGACACCAAGAUG
Molecule: messenger RNA, 1084 nt
Organism: Nerophis lumbriciformis (worm pipefish)
Lineage: Eukaryota; Metazoa; Chordata; Actinopteri; Syngnathiformes; Syngnathidae
Gene: sgtb
Product: small glutamine rich tetratricopeptide repeat co-chaperone beta
Biological process (GO): post-translational protein targeting to endoplasmic reticulum membrane
Cellular component (GO): membrane; TRC complex
Molecular function (GO): molecular adaptor activity; protein binding
Source: RefSeq, a predicted model, not a curated record